UAGACUGCUUCCUACUCAGCUAGGGGUUGAGCUCCCAACUGAAGUUUAUUUCCCCAAAACCACCGUCUCCCUCCGAAAAACCCUCCUCUCCUGUUCGAGCACGAAAACUCCUCAAACCCCCUCCAAAAAUGGCGGCCUCUCUCCUCCCCGCCGCCACCUCCGCCGCCGCCGUCGCCAAGGGCUUCACCCCAGAGACCCUCCGCUCCGCGGCGAAGCAAUCCCAGGGCAUCCACCUCGUCCCCCUCUCCCUCCGCCGCGCCAUUAAGAAGUUCCUCCGAGAGAGGGAGAAGGCCCACAUGAACCGCAAGGUCCUCCUCCUCUCCGAGUCCUUCAACAGGAUCAAGGACGCAAACCAACACCUCGCCGCCUCCGCCUCGCGCGACCUCGUCGAGGACCCCCACCGCCCCGUCGACCACCGCUCGGCACGGUGGAAGAUACGGUCGGCGUACGGCGACAUCGGCCUCAAGUACCGGGAGGACGAGACCAUCGCCUACAUCGCAUCGCGCAUGCCCGCCGUCUACUCCGCGUGCCACCGCGUCCUCCGAGAGGUUCGUCGGAGGUUGCCGGAUUUCUCCCCUGCGAAGGUCUUGGAUUUUGGCUCAGGGCCCAGUUCGGCACUUUGGGCAAUGCGGGAGGUGUGGCCUCGUUCUCUGGAGAGAGUUAAUUUAGUGGAACCUUCCAAGGCAAUGCAGAGGGCUGGCCAGAGCCUUUUGCAAGAUUUGAAGGACCUGCCACUUAUUCACAGCUAUGACAGCAUCCAAGAAUUGAAUCGCAAUCUUGAUAAACGCGACCGGCAGCAUGAUCUCGUAAUUUCUUCGUAUGCUCUUGGGGAGAUUCCAUCAUUGAGUGACCGUAUUACUAUAGUAAGACAGCUUUGGGACCUUACACGAGAUGUUCUGGUCUUGUUGGAGCCUGGAACUCCUCAAGGAUCCAAAAUCAUAUGCCAAAUGCGUUCUUAUCUUCUGUGGAUGGAAAAGAGGAGAUCCCGAAAAAUUGAAAAAAGUUUGAAAAAUGUUUCCGGUGAUACAACGAGUAUUGCUGUUGACGAUGCCUCAUUAAGAACUGGUGCUUUUGUUGUUGCCCCUUGUCCCCAUGAUGGACGGUGCCCAUUGGAGAACACAAGUAAAUAUUGCCAUUUUGUUCAGCGCUUGGAGAGGACAUCAUCACAGAGAGCCUACAAGCGGUCAAAGGGUGAGCCGCUUCGUGGUUUUGAGGAUGAGAAGUUUUGCUAUGUUGCUUUGAGAAGGGGGAGGCGACCACAGGAAGCUUGGCCGCUUGAUGGUAUGGAAUUUGAAACACUCAAAGAACGGCAAGCGAAGCGAAAUCCCGAGGAUCUUAUUAUUGACUAUGAGGACCAAUUCGAAACUGAGGAGGAAGAAGAGCCCUCAUUCGAAGAUGAUUUGGUUCCUUAUGCUUCUGAUGUGGCGGAGACCAGCUUAUUCCAUAAGAAUGAAGAGGAGGAAGACAAAGUAGAGGAGGUGCGCGCGGGUGUAGGAAGCGGUUGGGGUCGGAUUAUAUACACGCCUGUACGGAGGGGAAGGCAAAUACAGAUGGAUAUUUGUAGAGCCACCAAACGUGAUGGCUCCGAGGGUACAUUUGAGCGCAUGGUCGUCACUCAGAGUAGGAACCCUACCUUACACCUCCAGGCUCGUCGAUCUCUCUGGGGUGAUCUUUGGCCAUUUUAAGUUCUUUGUUUUCUUUUUCUUUGGAUAUCUCUUAUUCGUUCCUGUAUUUGCUAGUUUACGGCGGCAAAGAAUCACACAUCUUGAUCAGCCACAACAGCAGAUUGUUGUCACUUAUUGUAUUUAUUGUAUUAUUGGAUUUAUUAAAGUUUAACGAGGAGGAAAUUAAAGAUUAAAAGAAGCUUUUGAUAAA
Messenger RNA from Ananas comosus (pineapple), 1875 nucleotides. Its product is annotated as methyltransferase-like protein 17, mitochondrial. NCBI's taxonomy places the organism in Eukaryota, Viridiplantae, Streptophyta, Magnoliopsida, Poales, Bromeliaceae. Gene Ontology annotation, biological process: translation. Gene Ontology annotation, molecular function: structural constituent of ribosome; methyltransferase activity. Gene Ontology annotation, cellular component: mitochondrial small ribosomal subunit. The coding region runs from base 129 to 1685 and encodes 518 amino acids. The record is from RefSeq and is a predicted model, not a curated record. The transcript is spliced from 12 exons.